UUUUCAUCUCUCUCCUUUAACAUGUGCCUUGUGGACCCUUUAAAUAAUAAUAUACCUUAAAAGAUUUUCUUAAUUUCAUCGUUACUAUUGCUAGUUAACUAAAAAAUUAACAAAUAGUCUCUAAAUAAUGGCGCCACCGACAAAAAGUACGAAAACAGCGACGAGAGGAUCGAAGCAAAUAGUAGAAGAAAAUGUUUCCACGUUAAACUUUUACAUGUACAUGAUUGUCGCAGCAUUAGGAAUUUAUUUAACGUCUAUGUUGGUACUUUUUGAAUUUACAACACUGACAAUAACGAUGACAAUAUUCUCUGGACUAUUGUAUGCAGGAUGUUAUCGUUUCAUGUCCUACAUGGCCCAAGCAAAAUACACAGAAACUGGACAAAUUCUAGAUUCUGGAGUAGAUUUAAACAUGGAAGGAGGAAUAGCAGAGCACGUGAAAGACAUAAUCAUCUUAACAUCGCUGGUCCAAGUACUCUCCCUUAUUUCUAAUUACUUCUGGCUGCUGCUGACUUUGGCACCACUUCGAGGAUUUUGGAUGCUUUGGGUGUCUGUCAUAUCUCCAUGGAUUUUUGCAGCUCCUCCGGCUCAGACUGAGAUGGACGAGAAAAAGCAGAGAAAACUUGAAAAGAAAAUGGCUAGGCGUCAUUAAGAAAGUACUUUUUGUGUAAAUAUCAACGAAUUAUCCUGAAUUCAACGACUGCAUAUACAGCGAUCUCUCUAAUAUCUAUAUAUUAGAAAAAAUGAGUGAGAGGCUUCAUGGAUCAAUUUAAAGGAAAGGUAGUUCAUUCACUUUUAUUCCUUUUAUUCGCAGAGAAUCAAUCUGUAUUUUUAAUUGUGAAGGUGUAUGUGUAUAUUUCAUUGUACAAACGUGAAUUUGGGAUUUACACUCUCAUUUUAUUGCAAAGUAUGUUUUUUUUAAAUCAGGGUUGAGUGACGUUUAAAAGAUAAUCUUUAAUAUAAUUAUUGUAUUUAUAAUUGCUUUGGGAUGGGAGAUUAGUGAGAGGAUGUAAUAAUUUAGGAUUUUGCAAAAUAAAAGCUGGGCGAUGUUGGAA
Molecule: messenger RNA, 1052 nt
Organism: Belonocnema kinseyi
Lineage: Eukaryota; Metazoa; Arthropoda; Insecta; Hymenoptera; Cynipidae
Product: transmembrane protein 208
Exons: 5
Coding region: 128-649 (173 amino acids)
Biological process (GO): vacuolar protein processing
Cellular component (GO): intracellular membrane-bounded organelle
Source: RefSeq, a predicted model, not a curated record